AAGACUGAGCUGCGCCUGCGCGCUGGCGGGCCGGGGAAGAUGCCGUCGGUUGCGACGGUGGUGCGGCGGGGCGGUGGGUCCGCGCAGCCCGAGCAGCCAGCGCACUACACGUAUCUAAAGGAAUUUAGGACAGAGCAGUGCCCCCUAUUUUUGCAGCACAAGUGUACCCAGCACAGACCAUUUACCUGUUUUCAUUGGCAUUUCCUAAAUCAGCGUCGUCGUAGACCUAUACGAAGGCGUGAUGGGACUUUUAACUACAGUCCAGAUGUUUACUGUACGAAAUAUGAUGAGACUACAGGAAUCUGCCCAGAUGGAGAUGAUUGCUCUUACCUUCAUCGAACAACAGGCGAUACCGAAAGGAAGUAUCAUCUCCGAUAUUACAAGACUGGAACAUGCAUUCAUGAAACAGAUGCCCGAGGUCACUGUGCAAAGAAUGGAAUUCACUGUGCCUUUGCUCAUGGGGCACAUGACCUUAGACCACCAGUAUAUGAUAUAAGAGAACUUCAGGCAUGGGAAACCUUACAGAAUGGGCAGCUAGGAUGUGGUGAAGGCAUUCCAGACCUGCAGCCAGGAAUUUUAACAAGCCAGGCAAUGAUUGAGAAGAUCCUUAGUGAAGACCCAAGAUGGCACGACACAAAUUUUGUAUUAGCUGGCUACAAGACAGAGCAGUGUACCAAGCCACCCAGACUCUGCCGCCAGGGAUAUGCAUGUCCACACUAUCACAGUAGUCGAGAUAGAAGACGAAAUCCCAGAAAAUUCAAGUACAGGUCCACUCCUUGCCCCAAAGUAAAACAUGCAGAUGAAUGGGGUGAACCUUCAAGGUGUGAAAGUGGGGAUAGCUGUCAGUAUUGUCAUUCUCGUCCAGAGCAGCAGUUUCAUCCUGAGAUAUAUAAGUCUACAAAGUGCAAUGACAUGCGCCAAACAGGUUACUGCCCACGUGGUCCAUUUUGUGCAUUUGCACAUGUUGACAAGGACACCAUGAAUGUAGUCAUACUGCAAACUGGUUGUCAAUCAAAGCCAGGCGCUCACCUGUUUUCAGCAGACAGCGUAGGAAUUGCAAAUGAAUGGAGCAGCAGUCAUAACUCCACAAACAGCAUUACAAAUAGCAGUGGGCAGUCUGGAAAUAUUUCCUGUUCUUCAAGUCCAGCUGUAACAUCAAGUUCUGGUAGCAGUAGUUCUUUAUCUCCCCUUGGACCUCUCUGUAGACAGAGAUCAUUAGCAAAUGGCAUUUUGUGUUCUGAGUCUAGCACAUCAGGUGUUUCUUCACCGACAUCUAGCUAUCCAAAAGCACCAGGCUUUGAAAGAGAAGAUCAGGCAAAGCAUCGAAGCUUCCCAGCUGAGAAUCGGCAGAAAUCAAAUGAACAAAACAACAAGCAGAACCAUCUCAGUGUUUUUUCAGCCAUUAACCCACUUGCUUCACAUGUAACUUCUAGUCUGGCCUCCAGUGUUGGAUCAGAUCGUUCAUCUCCUAUAGCUGUCCCUUCUAUUACUGCCAAAGCUCUCCCAUUCUAUUCUGGCAGUAACACAGUUGAACCAGUUGUUGGUUCUGGUUUAGAUUUGCAUUUUAAUGAUGUGAACGUUGCAUCUGUAAAUAGAGACUUAGAAGAUCAAGAAGGCAGUGACCUUGGAUUAACAAGUCAAAGAUUACUGGGAAGUUCAGCACCUGUCAGUAUUCCAGGUUCUCUUGUUCGUUCCUCAUCUUUACAUUCAUCAUCAUCCCUUUCAACUUCUCCACUCAGUUCUCUUUCACAAUCGCUGUCUCAGUCUUUUGUUUCAUCUGCUACGGCUCCUUUCCACCAGUUGCCUUUGAAGACAGAACAUAGCAUGUUAGGCACCUCAGCCUCUUCUCACAACUCUUUAGGUUUAAAUGGUGUUACAGGGAGCACUUGGGACUUCAUAACUGAGAAUUUCUCUCCUAGUCCAUCCCCAGUGCUAAGCAGUGGCACUACCCCCUCAAUAAGUUCAAACACAACUGGGAAUGAACUAACUCAAGUUAGACAGGAACUUGAUGAUGCCAAGAGAAAACUAAAACAAUGGGAAGAAUCUUGGCAGCAGGUAAAACAGGCAUGCGAUGCAUGGCAGAAAGAGGCUCAAGAAGCAAAAGAACGUGCUAACAUCGCAGAUGCCGACAAACAGCUCGCUCUUCAGAAGAAGGAGGAAGCGGAAAGCAAAAUAAAAAAGCUAAAGGCGCAAUUAGCUGCUUGUCUGUGUACUACACUGCCUUAUAUGAAAAACUGUGGUGAUAUAGAUAAGAUAUCCUUGCCAAAGCUUCGUUCCUUACAAAAUCGGCUGCACUCAGAUUUAGAAACAAUAGAUGAGGUGAUUUUUCAGCUUCAAUCAAAGAAGUGUAUCAUAUGUCAGGAAGGUGAUCAUAGCAUUAUCCUGCAUCCACAUCAACAUUAUGUACUUUGUGAUCACUGUGCAGCUGCACAAGAGGAAUGUCCCUGCUGCCAGAAAAAAAAAAAACUGUGGUAACAUACAUGCAUAGUACUCCUGUCAUGUUUAUGAAUUAAGUAAUUUUGUGGGUUUGUAUUUUGUAUAAGAAUUAUGUCACUCAUAAUUAAUCAAUUUAGUAAUGCUAGACUGAUUUCUAUUUUGAUGUAAGAAACUUAGUUGCUUUAAAAUAGAGAAUAAGGCCUGCUCACCUUUACACAUCAACUUCAGUCAUUCGAUGAGGUUCUAUAGUCUUGGGUUUUUUUCAUUCCCCCUCAAACCCAUUACAGCCUUUUCUGACUCACUUAUAUUCCUAGUGCACAAGCUACUUCGGUUCAUUUGCAUUGUAAUCACUUUGUAUAAAUUUUUCCGUAAUGCCUGAAUGAAGUGUUUAUACCUGUUUUUUUUUCAGUAACAGAAGAUGGAUACAUAGAUAUGGUAACUACACACCCAACAGUACAAAUGGUCCUUUUGCCAUGUCUGUUGUGUGUGGAACACCAGAGCUAGUUUUUGGAAUUGGUCUAACACUAUGUUUACAUGGAUGUUUGAAAAACUCUAAUUAAAAUAAAAGCACAUUUGAAUUAAUGUGUUUUGUUAGAAGAUACGUUGUAAAUUGCCUCAAGCUGCUUUCUAGGUCUUACGUUUAUUUUUUAAUAUGCAGUAAUAUGAUGUGUUAUAUGUGUACUGUGAGAAUAAAUAUUUCACGUGGUUUUACUGUUAAAUCACAAUAUGAUUAAAUAGUAAUGACAAUUUACAUAGUUUUUUUUCAAUUUAUAAGUUAACUGUGUACUGUAGUAUUUAUAAAUGUACCAGCAGAGACAAAACCAGAUCAGUUCUAGUGAACAACUGUGUAUUUGCAUAUUUCCCUCAGUUUGGAUGUUUGUAGUCCUGAAGUGUUUGUGUAUCUCCUAACUUGGGUGAUACACAUCAGGCGCAAAUAUGAUGCAUGUAAUAUUGCCAAGUGCCUAUGCCCAAUAUCCUGUGAAAUGACAGAAGACAUAAAAAAAUAAUUUUGCAAAUAAUUUCUAUUGCUUAAUUUUGUAUUAAACAAUUUUACAAUAACUAGACUAAAUUUCUUGCUUUUAGCAAGUAUUUUAAAGCACACUUUUUUUCAGAAAUGAAAUAAUGCAUGUUUGAGAGGAACUACAAAACUACUUAAGUAUGUAGUCAAGCAGUGGCAGUUUGACACAGUGAUUCCUUUAGAAGGUGAUAAUAUCCUUACUUCAUCCUGGUAUUUGGGAGCAUGCAAUUCAGGGAGAGAAGGUAAUUGAUUACUGCAUGUAUAUUUUUACUUUUCUUACCUGGAAUAAUUGCCUGCAUUACUCUCUUCCCCCCCCCCCCCCCCCCCAGCCUAUUAAAUUCAGGUGUGGCACUGGUACAGCUUAGACUGAAAUGACCUACUACUGUGUUACAUGAUUUGUAUCUCCAGAUUACUGUAUUCAGUACAAAAAGUGAGUUCAUACAUGCAGCAAAGAGUUAAUACAUUUAAAGUUCAGUCAUGUUAAAAUAAGAAAACGUAUACUGAAACUAUUGUUGACAAAAUAGAGCUUUUAGAACUGUGUCAGCAUUAAAUGAAGGGCCCAAGCCAGUAUUACUGAAAUCACU
This is a messenger RNA of Pezoporus flaviventris, 4038 nucleotides long. It is a transcript of the gene UNKL, whose product is annotated as unk like zinc finger. The record is from RefSeq and is a predicted model, not a curated record. Gene Ontology annotation, molecular function: metal ion binding. The transcript is spliced from 16 exons. Lineage: Eukaryota; Metazoa; Chordata; Aves; Psittaciformes; Psittacidae. The coding region runs from base 40 to 2475 and encodes 811 amino acids.